UCGGAAUCCAUUUUCUGCGUUGUUGUUGUGACAUUUUGGUUUUGCCCACCAGUCCUAUGAAAAGGAAUUUGAAUGGCUACAUCAUAUUAAAAAAUACGACAAAAGCGAAAAAGUGAUGUUGAAUUGUAUACAGUCUUAAAUUGUAGAGAAAAGCAAAUUUCGUUCUCCGGAGAAAUAACAUUAUGGGUUGAAAAUAGUGUGUACUAUCGGCAUUCAAUCAUAUUCAUUUCAUUACUUCACUUUAAUAUAAAACAAUGGAACUUGACGUUUCUCCUUUAAAUGCUGCAGACAACGAUAUGGAAUAUUCAGAUAAUUCAUCCGACAGUAAAUACGUUACAAAUAAUAAUGAACAAUAUUCUGUUAUACGCAUUCCCGACGAUGUCGAUAAAUCUAGUAAGCACUCCUCCAGAAAGCAAUCUAAACGAAGAAAAAAGAGCUCAAAUCACACACGACCAUUGCCCAGGAUCAUAGUGAAGCCUCUACCACCCCCGCCGCCUCCUGAAACUCGAGAAUGGACAGCCGCCACCUCGUACGCCGAUUCAAGUACAAAUUCAAGACCUUCGACUAUGCGAGAGGUGCUGGCGAGUAUACCAGGAUUUUGUUUGAAACCUCGGAAACGCAGUGGAAAGAAAUUAUCGACAGCAGCUCAGUUGCAGCAGACAAGAGAAGGCUGCAUUGACUUAGAAACACCAGAUUCAAUUUUAGUGAACACGAACAUACGAGCCCUACUUAAUAAACACACAUUUUCAUUACUUCCGCCUUUAUACCAAUACAAACUUGGACAGCUACUGCCCAGUGUGGACAGGCUUAGCCCCUCAGGCCGUUUGAACUCAUCUAGUCUUAAUAAUGAAUUUUUUGCUCGUGCCUGUCUUGAAUGGCAGGAUUGUCUCUCUGGUGGUGAGUUCACUCCAGAGAAUCAACAAAAAAUGAAGACUGAAGCUGAAAAGGAGAAAAGUAAAAUUGAUCCUUGGAAGUUAAAGCAUUUUGAACCUUUCUGGGGAGAAAAACUGAGAAAAGAAAAAUCAUCAAUUAGUUUAAAUUCGGAUCGACCAUCAUUAAAGACUACUAUCAAACUGAGGCCAACUGCCUCAAUAACAAGUAGUAGUACUGUUCCAAAGAUUAAGAAGAGUAAAUCUUCAAGUACAAGUAAAAGAAUGCGCUCUGUGGGAGCCGUCACAAGGUCAUCUGCUAAAGCUGAUGAAGGUAUAGAAGAGGCCAUGCCAACAAAUGCCAAGCCAUCAGCUCCAGUGCCUGACUUGUUGCCACUUAAGCAAAUUAAGAAUCACAACCAAGGCUAUGAAGAAUGCCAUGUAGAUUUACAUUUUUCAGAUUCAUCAUCAACACAAAGAAUGGAUGAAUCUUUUUCAACCACACCCAUUGAUCCCCUCUUACUGCCUGAAGGUGAAACAGAACGUAAUGAUUUAAAACAAGUAUUAGAUAUAAGUGUAGUGACUAUAGAAGAGUCAAGCACUUCAAAAGACUGUGAAGAAGAAAAGAUGAUAGAUUCGGAUAGUAAUUUACAUGAACCUUCAAAGAGAUUGAGUGAUGAUAAUGAAGAUUACAAUACAGCAAAGAGAAUUAGAUUUGAUGGUGAUUACGCCAUGGAUAAUGCAAGCUUUUUGCCUCACAAUCAAAAUAUGGGAAGUAACCAUUCAUCAGAUGGUGAAACACAUUAUGGCAAUGAACAAAUUUGUCCAAAUGAUGAGCUAAUGUACUCGGGACAGGAUCAUGUGGAUACGAACAGUGAAGACAGCAAGGCUACAGCUUCAAUUUAUGAGUAUGAUGAAAGGAGUGAAUCUUCAAUGUCAAGUUUAAAAAUUGAUACAAACAUAAAUAAUGCUACAACAAAUGAAUGUGUGGAAAAUGUGAAUAUGCCCUGUGACAAAGCAGUACAGGAAAUGGAGGAGACUCUUGAAAUGAAAAAGGAAGAACUCAAGAGCUCUCCAGUGCAUGAGAACCAUGAUGAUUUUAUGCAGGAGCAGUAUCAAGAUAACUUUAAAUCAGUAGAUCGCAACAUUGAAUCUCCAAUUGAUAACAAUUUGUCAAACAAUGCGCAAGAGGUGUGUCAGAACUUUGAAGUGUCCCAAGAGGUAAAAUGUGAGACGUCACAGCCUAGUCAAGAACAAGAGUUUAAAGAUGAAAAUAUACAGCCAGAAAAAUGUGAGGAUAAAGAGAGGCCACCACAGAACAUAGUGCACAAUUAUUAUGAUGAACAUUUUAAAGAUGCAGAAUCAUUUAUUUUGGAGACUGGUCUUGCCAUCCUGACAUCACAAAGCGAAGAUGUAAAAUAUACGUCACAUCCAAACCUAAUGGAGUUAUCGUCGUACAUGAGUGAAACUAAUGUUACUGCGGUUGUUACAAUGCCGUUGACGCAUAACUCUUCGAUACCUAUGAUGGAAGUGACAAAUACAUCGAUGGUAUCGUAUCCAGAUGACAGCAUGCAAGACGCUGCUAAACCAAAAACGUCGGCGGUAACGUGGAAGAGUGAAAACGACUGGCCCAACAAUGAAAACGUGAUGACUCUGAACACAUUCACAAACCUGAACACGGACAAUGCGAAAUACGUUAGCGAAGACUCCAAGACGAGUAUGGAAGAUGUUAACGCUAACGACGAACACUGCCUAUACAAAGAGGACAGAGAUCCAAGUUUCAAUAUAGAGUCGUCAAACUCGUCAGAAAGCUGCCAGUCAGUCAAAGACAAUAUUGUCAAACAGGAUCCAGAGCCUUUGACGACGUUGAGCACGAGUAGCACCGCGACAAAUAUUGCGGUCAACUCGACCACACUGACGCAGAACAUGAGGCCUGUCGGAAAGAAAACUAAGUUGAGUAAGGAGUCUAACAGAAGUCGCAGUUCGAACAAGGUGCCGCCUGGCGCGGUGAACCUGGAACGCAGCUACCAGAUUUGCCAGGCGGUGAUCCAGAACAGUCCGAACCGCGACGCGCUGCGCGGCCAGCUGCGGCCGCCGCCCGCGCUGCUGACGCGCGCGCCUCACGCCGCGCCGCACGCCGCACCGCACGCCGCGCACGCGCCGCACCCGCCGCGCGCGCUCCGCCACCAGCCCCCGCACGCGCCGCACCCGCCGCCGCCGCCCCCGCCCGUGCUCGUCAGGCAGCUGCCCGUCUCCGUCAUGCAGCAUAAUGAGAUUAACGAGAAUCGUCCCAAUAACGUGGGGCAGUACAUCCUCGUGCAAAGAACGCCGAACGUGGCGCCCAGAGCGUCAAGCGCGCCGCCAUCCAAUCAAAAUACUAAUGUGAGCGUGGCUCGGUGUCGGAGCGUGGGCGCGGACGACGCAUGCGUGUGCAACCUGCGCGCCAUGAUCCUGUGCAAGAAAUGCGGUGCCUUCUGCCACGACGACUGCAUCGGCUCGGCCGAGCUGUGUCUCACCUGCCUCAUACGCUGACCCCUCCGCUCCGCCUCAUAUCUUGCCUCGCGCUUCGUCACCACGGAAUAUAAGCGAAAUUGCGUCAUCUCGAAACGACUGCUCAUUUUUUUAAACUAUGUCUUGACAUGUGUAAAUGUUUCAUAUUAUUAUGAUAGACGGACUGUAACAAAGCUGAUAUAUAGCUGCUUAGUGAGACAAUGUGCUCACAUGUAGACGUAAGUGGGCUAUUUGUACGUUCAAGCGUACAUAUUCCUGGGGAAUCGAAAUAUUAUUUUUCAUAUUUUGUAUGGAAUUCUAGCAAAUAGCGGCUGACCGUUGGUGUGAUCGGAAUGUGUCAAUACAUUUGUGUGUCUAUUUGUGACUUCGUGCUUAGAGUAAGACUGUGCGAAAUGUAUGAUGGACAAUUGAAAAUGGUUGUUAGGAAUGGUGGUGCUAUCUGUUUUGAAUACAUUCAAUCGACAAGAAAUCAUUAUUUUAGAAAUAUACUCAACAGUGAUUUGUACUUCGACACUAUGUUUGUCGGCCAAGCGAGGAAAUCUGUAUGUGUGGGUCGGAUAUAUCUCAAAAGUGUCUACAUUAACGGACAUUGGAUGAAGAUAGGCUAAUUUGAGAUAUCGCCUCGCACAAGAAUUGUAUUUUUUUAGCAGUAUGAGUAAUAAAUAAGUUCAACUUAUGUAUGCGGACUAACAUAAAUUAGUGCGGAAUAAAUUAACGACGCAGACGUCAAUGUAAAACCGUUGUCUUGCUGUCUUUUAUACUUUACUUUUGUGAUAAUAUAUUACGCAUUGAGUAUCGAAAUAUCAGUAUGUAUAUUGACGCGUUAGUAGCUCUGCAGUAAUCUUAGUUGUUGAUAGCACACGAAGCCUUAGCUCGUAAGCUAAUUUAAAUUUGCCAUUAUUAUUUUAACUUUAGUAUAACUAUCACAAUUUGAUUUAUACGGUGGAUAUUUUAGUUGACUUGUACCUUCGGAAUCUUUGUGUGUGUGUGUGAACGAGCAAGCGUAUUUCUUUGUAGCGGUGGCAGAUCCCGGUAUAUUCUUUGCACCAUCUGAUUACCCAUCUAUUUUGAAUAGUGUUUAUAACUAAGUGUAUGUACAGAUAUUUAUUGACAACGGAAAGGCUGGUGGUUCGAACAUCGGAUGGAUACAAUACGUCAUAGGUAUUUAUAAAUCAUUACUUGUUGUAUUUAAGUUAUUCUCUAUGGCGUGUACACUAAUAUGACACUAAGUUAUGCAAUAUAUUUAUAGUUAUCUAUAAUAUUUUUAUAAGGAUCUUUUACAAAUCGAAGUAUAGCUUUUUGCUAAUUUUUAGACUUCUUUGUAACAUUGAUAUCCAAAUUGUUCAUAUAAUCUCCCUUCGAUCUCUUGUUUUAAUAACCCAAUAAUAUACAAUCCCUUAUGAUUCAUAUUGAGAGUAGCGUAUCGUAUAAGAAUGUUAUUAUAGCGAAAAUAACUGAUUAUCAAGAAAUAACUACAGGUUAUAACUAGUUCGCGCAGGCGCGUGGCCUAGUUUGUGGCAAACAUUUAUUAAAAACUAAUAUUUUUAUAACAACUUUAUUUCACAUCCCAUUCAAGUACCCUUAGUAUUGUAAGACGGAGUAUUAUCAAUAUUGUGCGCCAAUUUACGUUAACUUAUUAAUGGCUGUAUUUUUUUUUUAUUACUUUUAAUUACAUCAUCUCUUAAGCCACAGUAAUCGAUUGUUAUCCUCUUUUUACAAGAUCUGUUUAUAUUACAUUAUUUCUUAUUUCACAGUUUAUACAAUGAAAAAUAAACCUGUAAAACUACAAAAAAUAUGUUAAAUGAAACAGCAGCUAAUAUAGUAUUUAUAGGUAAUUUGUAUUACGUAAUGUGAGUAAGAGUAAAGGCUUACUGCGAUGAACGUAUUCUUUAUUUAAUAAGGGUGACGUCAUUCGGUGCGCCUUAUUUAUAUCAUUUAAUAACCCUCCUCUUACUAUUAGAUCAUCUCUUAUGCCUGAAACUUAUAGCGGUAUUUGUUAUAUUUUAUCAUAAUACGAUCAAGGGACUCUAUUCUGACUACGGGAUUAUAUCCGUCUUUUUGCAAUUAUGGUCAAACUAAUUCAAGGACAGAUUUGACGUAUAGGUAAAUAGGAUUUCUUUUAUUACUCUUAUUAACUACACGGCUAUUAAAGUUGUCUUUCGAUUAGAACGCCGGUAAUUGCAAAAAGAUGGAUAAGCCCCUGUAGUCGGAAUAGGGCCUCCAGACCUUCACCAACUCCUGGAAUAUAUAAAUAGGUAUUUAUAUUUAAGGGUUAACGAAAUUCAUUUAAAAGUGGUUUGGCAAUAUAACUGUUAACUGAUAUUCCAUUAGUAGGAGGAAAUCAGACCUGAUUUUCUGACAUAAAAAUACUGUAAUAUUCCUUUCCAUAAAAAAACAAGCAAUGAUGUAAUUGUGUUUGAACAAGAAACCUCGCGACCAAAACGCGGCCACGUGCUUGUAUAGUUUAGAUAGUCGAUGACGUUGUAUUGGCUAUGCCUAGUAAGUUCAUAGCUACGCCUUACAAUAAAUAAAUGACAUUCAGAUGCUAUAAUAUGUUACGACUUUCAUAAAUAUAGUUAUAAAAGCGUUGCUCACUUGGAAUCACAAAUUUACAUCUGUAUAUCCUUGCGUAUAUCAUUAUUAAUCGUAACUGUUAAAAUAUUCUAUGUAUACAUUGUGUCACAAAUACAUGGAUAAAAGGACCUCUUCAAGAAGUUUUAGAUUGGGAUAUUUAGAGGUGUAUUAAAAAUUGUAAUACCUACAAUAUAGAUUAUGUAGAUUAAGUAAUUUCAUAAUCUGAUCACUGUAUGCAAUAAUUAAUUAUUAGCAUUGUUUAAAUUGUGUAUACUUACCUAAACAAUUUAUUGGUAUAGCGAAAACAUGCCAACGAUUCAUAGGCAGGUCUUUGUUUUUGUUUAUUUAAAAGCAUGUCAUGCGAAUUGUGCGUUUAAUUGUCUUAAAAGUAUUCGCAUAUUGUUAUUUAUUGGUAAUUAGUUACUUUAGGCUGAUUGACAUUUUUUUCUCUAAUAAAAUUAUGUUCUAACGAG
Molecule: messenger RNA, 6427 nt
Organism: Manduca sexta (tobacco hornworm)
Lineage: Eukaryota; Metazoa; Arthropoda; Insecta; Lepidoptera; Sphingidae
Gene: Asx
Product: polycomb protein Asx
Exons: 7
Coding region: 255-3401 (1048 amino acids)
Biological process (GO): positive regulation of transcription by RNA polymerase II; animal organ morphogenesis
Cellular component (GO): PR-DUB complex
Molecular function (GO): chromatin binding; DNA binding
Source: RefSeq, a predicted model, not a curated record